AUGCUCAAAGGUUACACAAGGAUUCUCGACGUCAUCUUCGCCAAGCUCGACGUCCCUGAUUUGAAAACGUCUCGUCUCGUCUGUCAAGACUGGGCCGACGUGGGCGCAACUUUUCUAGGAAAACGGACCCUUCUUGGCUUCAACAAGCUUUUUUCCGAACCCAACUUCGGUGAGGUGUCCCACGUCAACGACAAACUGAUGCGACGUGUCCACAUGUGGGUUGAUUGCUACAAGCCCAUUACCUCGCUCGAAAAGAAUGCUGAAUUUUUCAAAAAAGCGUUUUCAGAAUUAACUAAAGUGUCUCAAUUAAUUCGAGAAAUUCAUUUUGUCUCCAUGCGGAACGAACUUGUCCCCGUUUGGCUGGAAGGAUUUAGGGCGUUGGGGUCCACGAAGAUUCAAAACAUUACCAUCCUCUGUUACCAAAUUACGUUAUACACAAUUCCCGCCGAGGCGUUACAAAAACUCCCGCCGCAACCCGGUUUGACCUCGGUGAAGUGCAUAAUUCAUUCAAGCUUUCGGGAAACCCCGAGAUCUCCCGACAUUCAGGCCCUACUCCAAAUCUGGAUCGAUUCUGCCCCCAAUUUGACCACUUUGGACGCCAUGGCGUUUUUUUAUCCAAAUUUGGAGGGGUGCAAAAAUCUCAAAGUGCUGAAAUUUAGAUUGAUACCACACCAUGUGAAUUUUGGUAACGCCUAUUUGAGCCAUGUGACCAAGAUGCUGGGACAGGUGAAGGAUUCCUUAAUUGAGCUGGAAUUGGGAAAUUGGUUGCCUCAGUAUGGUUCCAUGGGGGAGAUAACUGUUGAGGAGCUUCCCAUCAUGUCAAAACUAACCACGCUCUCCAUCUAUGCCAUAGACGCGUACCGAUUUCAUGGCUUUUUUGAUGAGGACCACUUUCCAAAAUUAAAAACCCUCUCUUUCCACUCCGGACAUCUGGAAUCGCCCUUGAUAACCCAUCUUUUUUACUGGAGGCGCCACAGAGGAGUUCAGUCUCUCUCGUUGACCGUGGAGUUCGGAGAGGAGAGGGAGAUGGAAUUCAGUGGCAUAAUGAUCCCCUUGUUUCCGGCGGUUAAGGAAUUCGAUUUCGUUAUGAAGUUUAAUUCCAUUCCGGCUUUAAGCCGGAUCUUGAGACCGUUCCGACUGUGGGCUUUGGAACGGGGCAACGUUCUCGCGAAAAACGUGGGACAGACCUCCACGUUUAUUCGAGUCCUGGAAGCUAUAUCGGCAUGUGAAGGUGAUAAAGUCAGCUCAUAAAAAAUUAUUUUAACUAUCGAAACUUCCAUAACUUUAAGGGACCGUCCAUAA
Messenger RNA from Folsomia candida, 1302 nucleotides. RefSeq lists its product as uncharacterized. The record is from RefSeq and is a predicted model, not a curated record. The transcript is spliced from 3 exons. Lineage: Eukaryota; Metazoa; Arthropoda; Collembola; Entomobryomorpha; Isotomidae. The coding region runs from base 1 to 1251 and encodes 416 amino acids.